AUGACUGAAUACAAGAUAGCCAACCUUCAACUAGUCAAUGUGCCUACCGAGAUCGCUGUGUUUCUUACCUUGGAAGGUACUUUGAUGGCUACAGAGAAUAUCUCCAAGAAAAAAGCUUAUGACUGGCUGAGAUCUAGAGAUGAGCUCGCUAGAUUAAGGAUGUGUGACAACUCGAUCAACUGUUAUAAGAAGCAAUACAGAGUUACCAAAGAAGAAACCUUUAGAAAACUUCAUCAAAUGGUUGCAAGCGUUGAUGAGAUGAUGAAUGAGGAGUUCUAG
Thlaspi arvense is the source of this 279-nucleotide messenger RNA. Lineage: Eukaryota; Viridiplantae; Streptophyta; Magnoliopsida; Brassicales; Brassicaceae. The record is from the annotation of a GenBank genome assembly.